Messenger RNA from Amoebophrya sp. A25, 1209 nucleotides. The record is from the annotation of a GenBank genome assembly. Lineage: Eukaryota; Dinophyceae; Syndiniales; Amoebophryaceae.
AGGCGGGACAUUUUUACUGCGGCCAGUCCACACAGGGACUGAACAAGCGAUGAAGCUCCAGGAGAAAUUUGUUCGAGAGUAAAAAUUUGAAUCGAAUUAGUAGAUUAGCAGCCCUGCUGCCGCUUCUAUUUUAUAUUAAUUCUUCUAACAACAUGAAGAUGAAAUAUUCUUAUUCAUCAAGAACAUCUUGUCCGUAAACGUAGUACAAUCCUUUCAAAUUUUUUGUUGACCUUCGAUCAGCAUUUCCAAGAACAUUAGGUGUUAGUUGUUGGUCAUUCAUCAUUAACUAACCCUAACGAACAACAACUUCUCCUUUGCGUUUUAGUUCAACAUCAAGCAAGGAAAAUGAAAGACCUCACGCUCACUUUUCACCAGCCAGGAACCUGUAGUGUAGAAUGCCAUAGAACAAACACCCAAAAGAGCGCUGGUUAAGGAAGUUAUGGUAGAAAGAUGCUCAAUUUGUGGCUUGGAGAUGAAGGGUAAAGAUUCUUUUCCUGCUAGCCAUAGAAUUGAAAUACGACCACAUCCUCAUAACUUAUAUUAACGUAAAAGAUUGAGAUUGAAGAUUAGGGAACAGGUCUAUGUCUGUAUUUGCUUGUAGGUACCGAGCUGCAUCUCGCUUCGUGGUCGCGCCGUAGUUAAAUGUUUGCACGCGUCUACUUAGACAGUAGGACAACAAAAACGAGGCCCAACCUGCAUCACGGAUAUGAGUGAAUGAAUGAAGAAAAGGACGCCCUCUACUAUUGUGUACUUAGCUUGUAUAGAAACAACUUGGUUUCAGCCUGCGUUUUUUACAGUAAAUGUAAUGUCCUCAAAGUUUGCAUUUGGGUAGUUUCCAAAUUACUAUUGGCAUUGUGCUACAAAAAAACUCUAGACAGUGAUAGGCACUUCAGGUAGGAGAUUGCAUGAUGAUUUUUGUUUGUCGGCAAUGCCUCCUUGAAUAUUUUUGUGCCUGUUUCUCAUUUGCAGAAUCAAUUGUUCGCGUCUCGUACAGUCCAUGUACAUUGAUUGGACAAGAAUUGAAAAAUUCUUCUUCUUGUCAAUCGAAGAGACGAUUGAAAGGAUAUCUUUUGAUAUCAUACAAACAUGUACUAUAUUUAACUAGGGAAGUUGCUCCUCUGGACCCCACGUGGCAAAUAUAGUGGGCUAGGAAGUUCCUCUUUACUGCAGCAAGAUUUUUUUAGCUUCCUUGACUAUUUUGAAAACGAG